Sinocyclocheilus grahami is the source of this 2125-nucleotide messenger RNA. RefSeq names its product mitoguardin-1-like. NCBI's taxonomy places the organism in Eukaryota, Metazoa, Chordata, Actinopteri, Cypriniformes, Cyprinidae. The record is from RefSeq and is a predicted model, not a curated record. Gene Ontology annotation, biological process: mitochondrial fusion.
CAGAUUAUGAUCACACUCUCACACAGGCGCAGUUAUCGCAAUGAAUGAUGUUGGUGGGUCUCCGAGAUAAAUCGUAAAUAGUUUAAAGCAUCGUGUCACCAUGUGUCUGUCAGACUUCAGUUGCGGUUUAACAGGUUGAAUUGGUGAAGUGGAGAAUGGGCUGUAGUUGAGGUCCAGAGGGACUAUGGCAUCAUGACCGAGGACCUGUUAAGAAACACACAGGUGUCCAUGAAGCUGGCCGCUUUGCGCUUUAUGGACUUGCCACUGUCAGUCUAUUACUCCCUUCCACAGGUGAGUCUGAGCACAGGCACCAAGAAGCUCUUUGUCGCAACUGCCUUCGGCGUGGUCUCCCUUAUCUACCUCGCCCGGCGCUUCAGGAGGAGGAAGGGCAAGAAAAAAGCCAGUUCACCUGUAGAGCAGGAAACGUUCGAGUUCCUCAACACUGUCCCACUGAAAAAAGGUAAAAACACAUCGCAACUCACCUUUAAUCAACAAGGAGACAUCAUCAGUGUAGAUUUCAUUCGAAAGCUGGAGUCCCUGCUACAGAGAGCCUAUCAACUUCAGGAGGAGUUUGAGGGAGCGCUGGGAAUGACAGACCCUUCAACACAUCCUACUAGCGACAAGCACAUGGAUCUUUCCGUGCGGGAGGACUUGGAGGACACCUGUCUGAGAGAUUCAAUCAGCAUCGCCUCAACAGAUUCCUUCGUCUCUGCUGCAGAGUUAUCCGAGCACAGAGAGAUGAUGAGUUCCCAUGCAGUAGAGUCACUGUAUCAUCACCCCUUCUAUGAGGAUGCCCUGCAGAUGGCUGAGGAAGGAAAGAUCUCCUGCCGAGUGCUAAGAACUGAAAUGCUUGAAUGUCUUGGAGACACUGACUUCCUGGCAAAGCUGCACUGUAUACGGCAGGCGUGUCCGGUCAUCUUAUGUGAAAGAGCCACUAGAGCAUUUCUGGCUGACACAGGAAAGAAGAUAUUGUCUUCAAUUAUUGUCAAAGCAAGGAAGAGCCCAAAGAGAUUUGAAGAAGUGUUUGAAGAAAUGAUUUUUCUGGAGCAAACGGACCAUUGGGAGAACACUGAAAUGGAGCUUUCUGCAAGAGGGGUUAAACAUCUGAACUUCUAUGACAUUGUUCUCGACUUCAUCCUUAUGGACUCAUUUGAGGAUCUUGAGAAUCCACCUAUCUCUAUUCAAAAUGUGGUCCACAAUCGUUGGCUCAACAACUCUUUCAAAGAGACAGCUGUUGCAUCAAGUUGUUGGUCUGUUCUGAAACAGAAGAGGCAACAUAUGAAGGGUCAAGAUGGCUUCAUUGCGCAUUUCUAUGCAGUGUGUGAACACACAAGUCCUGUCUUGGCCUGGGGGUUUCUAGGCCCUAAAAGUUCCCUGCAUGAUUUCUGCUGCUGCUUCAAGGAACAGGUGCUGUUCUUCAUGAAGGACAUUUUCGAUCUGGAUAAAGUACGUUACUGUACUCUGGACACUCUGGCUGAGGACAUCCUGCACUUGCUUCACCGACGCUCUGAACUGCUUCUUUCCUAUCUGGGCACUGACAUGAUCCGUCACCUAAACGGCUGUAGUGGCACAACUUUGCACCUGGUACCCAGUGCUUUGCUGGAAGCACAGGUUCAGUGAUCUACAUCUGUCUGUCACACCCUCCACAUUUUCAUGGAUGUUACCUACAGCUGCUGAGUCCACUGUGCAUCACGACUCUUGUCUUUAAAGUCAUUAUUAGUGCUAUGUCAAUGUAUUGUAAAGUUUGUCUAGUGUUUAAAAUGAAGUGGGUAAGAAUGGACAGAGAUGUUUAUUUUAUAUGCCUUCCAUGUGGUAUUCAAGUAGCUUUAAUUUGAUACUUUUGAGGGAUGUGCACAAUGAAUGAUCAGAAUUUUUGGGUCCUUGAUGUUUUGAGACUUGAAAGCUUUAACUCCGUUUUAAGUAUUUUAAUAGUUAAAAAAAAAGUUAUGAAGAGAUUUUUAAACCGAAUGUCUUUAUGUAGGUCACUUAAGCCUCUGAACAUUUAUGGCAAUUAAUGUUCAACACUAGCCAUGAAUUCAGUUUAGACAAUUUUCUUCCCGACCCGACAGUUCCCACUAAAUUUAGAUCUUGUUUCCAGAAUCUCACAUUUAAAUUUCCGCUACUG